GCGAUCGAUAUUGUCGCCUCGGGCACAGGAGAGCGACCGUGCUAUGAUCGGUUGCUCUGGUCCAUAAAGAUGGCGUCCUUUGAGCAGGCGGAGCCGCGACAGUCAGACUCUCCUCUUGGGAGGGAGGAUGCUGCACCAAGGGAACAGCUGAUUGCCACUGCAGUGAAAUUUUUACAGAACCAAAGAGUUCGUCAAAGUCCAUUAGCAACAAGAAAAUCCUUCCUAAAGAGAAAAGGUCUAACAGACGAAGAAGUUGAGAUAGCUCUACAGCAGUCGAACACUGCUACCGACGAAGUAUUUGCGCCUGUCUCCCAACAGCACUUGGUGCAACCAUCACAACUGGCUGUGCCAAACAGUCCUCCCAGUUCCAGGUGGCGGGAAUAUGGCGCCUUGGCAAUCAUCAUGGCUGGGAUUGCAUUUGGCUUUCACCAACUAUACAAGAGAUAUAUUCUGCCUCUUCUAAUGGCCAGCAAAGAAGAUAAAAAGCAUCUACAGAGGAUUGAAUCUGGUGUUACUGAGCUAAGUGGGACCAUAACACAGACAGUGACACAACUACAGACAAAUCUGACCACAGUGCAGGAGCUUCUGGAACAGCAGCAAGAAAGGUUACAAGAGCUGUCCCAAGAACUGACUGGUACCAAGGUUGCCUCUUCAACAAAUUGGCUUCUGGAAUCUCAGAAUGUGAAUGAAUUGAAAGCUGAGAUCACCUCAUUGAAAGGGCUUCUCCUAAGCAGGCGACAGUUCCCAUCUUCACCCUCAGCUCCGAAGAUUCCCGCCUGGCAGAUUCCUGUCAAGCCAUCGACAAUAACAACAUCGGUAACGGCCAAUCACAACAACAGCAGCAGUGACAUCUCACCGGUUAGCAUUGAAUCUGCUUCAUCCUCUCCAGCCACAGAGAACCAUAGCCAUGAAGGGGCUAGUCUUAGUGGCCAUGUCAUUAACAGCAGCAGUGUUGACGUUAAAUGUCAGGUGAGGAUGGAAGUCCAAGGUGAAGAAGAUAAAAAACCUGAGAAUGAAGAUGAGGAUGAAGAUGAUGAUGUCAGUCAUGUGGAUGAGGAAGAUUGUCUGAAUGUACAGACAGAGGAUAGACGAGGUGGGGAUGGACAGAUAAAUGAGCAAGUGGAUAAACUACGGCGUCCAGAAGGUGCCAGUAAUGAAAAUGACAUUGACUAAUUUGCAAAUGCGAUUGGCCUCCACAAGCAGAAAGUCCUUAAUUCCAUUAAUUGACUGUAAAUAUUUGCUUAUUGCAUCCUGAGUGGUGGAUUUUUGCAAUCCAGCAAAUUACACAUGUAGCACAUGUAAACUCCAGAUGAAUAUGUGUGGCUAGUUACACCCAGGUACAUUUUGGUGCAACAUCAUUGCAUCACCAGGUCUGAAGAGUCAAGGGUUUACUUUAGCACGCAAAGAGUGAAGUGCCUCGUUGGCGAAAAAGUCAAAACGCUCACUGUAAUCUACCUGGUCAUAGAUUAAAGACCCCAUAAAAUUCCACAUUUCGCUUGUGAUGUGUUUUGUCAGCACUUGGUCAACUGUCAGUAUGAUUCAGAAUCAGCCAAUUAAUCAGUUGGGGAUUGGACUCAACUUCUGUAGGAAGUAAUUAUGACAAAAACAGCACUUUCUUGGGUGUCAGCUGUUAGAAGCAUCUCAAGGAGCUGGUGCAGUUAAAGCCUGCUAAGAACAUGGUUGGAAAUGAUGAAUUUGUGUUUGAAUUAUUAGUGUACAAUAGGAGUGAAUAGAACUGGCAUGUUGAUGUUUCAUGUUUGCAUUAGAACAUCUUUGGGUUCAACUGUAAUUGCAGUACACGCAGUCUCAGACUGAGAUAGAACUGAUGAAUGAGACCGUAAUAAAGUUGAUUUUGUUUCGUUGGGCGAAGUAGUAUCCAAGCUACCUUCUAGUUUGAGUUCAGAAAAUCUUUAAUGGCUAUUUGUAUAAUCUCAAUAUUAAGAGGAGACGUAUUGUCAUGUUGAAUGUCACAGUGUUGGAUAGUAAGGUCAUUGUGGCAAAUCCUGGACUCAGAAGAUAUGUCUGUUAGCUCUUAGUUUCAUUUCGCGGAAUUACUCUAUUUAAUUUCAUUUCUAGGCAGCAGUAUAGUUUUAUCUUAUGACCCAAGUGUGACAGUUUGUCAUGACACAUUCAUCAGGCAUUGCACCCCUGUCUUCUAAUCUGGCUCUUACUUAAUGCAGAGACUUUCAGCAGUCCAGUUGGUAAAAUGUUGAUAUCUUGCAUGCUUUGUGUGAGGCUGGCGUUUCCUUGGAAAAGCAACAUCUCCCAUGACAUUUUAAGCACCUUUACUUUAAUUUGUUUUGUCUUGAUGAAAAGUUUUUAAUAUAAAAGGCAAAAGAAUGGUGAUAGUGGUAGAGAACAAGGUCAUGUUUGUCAGGGGUGCAUUUGUGAUGUUUAAAUUAAACUUUACAGCCAAGCAUGAGGUGGUUUGAGACACGUAUUAAUUAUGAAAUACGGUUUAGGAUGGAAGCAAUCUGGCAUUAUAUCUUUAAAGUUAUUUAAUAUACAGUACUAGGGUGGAAUAGAACCAUAUCAAGGAUAUUUUGAACGGGAGUGAGAGAGGCUAUAAAUAAAAAUAAAUUGAAUAUGUUGGUUUUGUAAUUUGUAAACCUUAAUUUUGCAAUCUGCACACACACACACACACACACACACACACACACACACACACACACACACACACACCCAAAUAUCAUUGUGAUGCCUUUCAGGUAAGAAGGUGUUUAUUUUCAAACAUUGUGAGCCAUCAUAUUUUGCCUGGAGUUCUCUGAUUGCCAAGUAAUUAUUUCAGUGGUAAUUAUUUUAAUCAAACAUUCAAAUCAUACAGUUUUGCAUUUGUGCUGAAGUUACAUCACAGGUAAAUUUUAUGAUGAAAACAUCCUUGACCUUUCUGAUGGGAGGAAUUCCUGUUUGUUUACUUAUCUAACACAGGCUCAGAGAUAGUCUAUUGACAUUAGAUUAAAUAUCGUGACGAACAUUAAAAAUAAACUUCCAGAUCAAGGUGAUGAAUAAUAAAACAUGGUUUAUGACCAAUCUGGAGAUAUGGCUGUCUUCUCCCACAUUGUUUUGCUAAAGCAGAAUGAAACAACACUUUGAGGAAAGGUGAUUUAGAUGGGUUGGUGAUUCAAAUUCAGUUAGAAACCAAUACUUCCAACUUACUGUUCCAAACUGCAGUUUGCCAGCAGUAAUUUGGAUUGCACAUGAUUUUUGGAAUUUGGAGCAAAUGCUGCACCACAUUAACUGAUUUGCCUGGAGGCCCAAACAAAACAACAGAAGUUCAGCUAUAUUGAAUUCUAACUAUAUACUGUUUGAUUUUAUUAAACUUCAAUGCCAAGUGUAUCAAGAUCCUCAGAAAACUAGAAUUUUUGGCAACAGGAGAAGGCUGUUGCAUGGAUCUUAUAGCAUGGAAUAAGAUCAUUCGGCCCAACUUGUUGCUGGUGUUUAUGGUCUGCACAAGGUUUCUCUCCGUCUUCUUCAUUCAAUCCUUUUCUGUUUGAUGUUGACCCCACCUUCUUUACUGUUCCAUCUUUUCUUGUUUGCCACAAAACUCAUUAAUAUUUGAUCCAUAAUGUUUCAAUUUAACAAAAGGGCUCGACUUACCCCCUCACUCCUGCACUGAUUUAGCAUUUGUAUCCGCUGAUACCAUAGCUUUGGCCAUUAGUGAGUGGUUUACCGGAAUUGAACUUGUCUCUUCCAAAAAAAAAGUCAAGCCUAAAUUACUUUUAGUUUCCUGAUAACUUGCUCAUAUCCUCCUUUUCAGUACUUUUAAUCAAUCUGUUCAGACAUGAUAACACCCUCUGGAGCAGGUGGGAUUCGAACUUAGGUCUUCUGGCCCCUUUUCUCUCCAUAUUGGAGCCACACACUGAACAGGUGUCUGCUUCGAGUUAACUCUCACCCCUGACCAGAUGACUGUGUAUUCAUGUACCUAUCCAGAGCAUAUCAAUUGGCACAGAUGCAGUAUUUGGAGAGUACUGCACUGUUGAAGGUGCCAUCUUUUGAAGAGGGCAUUUAACCAAGAUCCGGUUUGCCAUCUUGUGAUUGUAAAGAUCCCUUGGCACUGUUCAAUGUUGUCCUAAUACCCUGACCAAUGUUUAUCCUCAAUAAAUAUCAAUGUCUAUACCGCUGUUACAAUCUUGUGUGGAGAUUGUAUUUCUUAUAUUAGGGCAAUAACUAUGUUUUAAAAUGUUACAUGUUCCCAAAAUUUUCAUAUAGGGUUAGGGCAUUGCCGGCAAGACCCAAAUUUGAUGCUGUUCUCUAGUUUCCAUUGAAACCAAUUAGUUUUUUAGGACAUUUCAGAGGACAGUUAAGUGUCAGCCACAUGGCUGUGGAUCUCCUAUUGUCUCUAGGCUAGACCAGGUAAGGACAACAGAUUUCCUUCUUUAAAAAAAGCAGUGAUCAAGAUGGAGUUUUAGGGCAGUCAACGAUGUGACAUGGUCACCAAUUAGACUGACUUUUAAUUCCAAAUUUUAAAUUCAGUACCUGCUAUGGCGAGAUUUGAACCCUUGUUCCCGGCACGUUUUUCUGGGCUUUUGGAUUACUGGUCCUGUAACAUUGCAAAUAUGCCAUUGUGUCCUUAAUUGGCUUUAAUGUGUUUUGAGUUAUCUUGGGAUUGUGAUGAUGUUUCUUUCUGAAACAUUUUUCUCCAACAAAUUUCUGAUCGUGGGAAAAUGGUAGACCAGACUGGGAACGGAAUGGUGCAACUAUUGUGUGUGUCGCAUGUGAAAUUGUGUUAUCAGAUCUAAGGGAUACAGCAGUGUGUGAGUUGCUUGAAAGGGAAUUGAAAUUUAAGUUUUGAAUUUGCAGCAGUGAUAUUAAUGGUGUUAAACGUGACCCAUGAAGUCCUGGACUUUGUAGCCAGGAUGUGUGAUCAGUGCAGUUAGAGUGCCCUUUCCUGCAAGUCCUGAUCUGAAACGUUAACUUUCCUGUUUCUCUGCUGCCUGAUCUGCUGUGUUCUUUUGGCUACGCACUGUAUUGACUCUGACUCAAGCAUCUGCAGUUCUUGCAAUCUCUGCAGGUAGCCCUGCCAUUCAUCUGACAAGGAUCAUCUACAAAUAGGAAAUGGAUUGUUCAGACUUUGUACACAGCUCCUGAUCAUCUGCUGCUGCGGUAAAAAAGAAGAUACCAUCAAGGCUCCCACAACUAAAUUAUUAGUCUUAAAUUACCAAAUGGUGCAGACUUAAAGGCAGUCCCAGUAUCCAUGUGCAGUUUCAGUAAGUGGUGAGUAACGUGACAAGUCAUUCCCUCAUUAAAAUUGAGCUUCCAUAUACUUGCCAACACGCAGAUACCUUUUUGGCCCUGCAUGUCCACUCAUUGGGAAAUGGCAGAUUGAGGUGGAGACAGAGAAAAUCAAGAAUUUACUGCCUUCUUUACCCACUUGUACCCUGAUUAGAGACUGCCUUUAAUCUGUAUACUUGCAUUCAUAAGGACCUUAGACGUGACUUUUUUAAUUGCUUUAUAGGAUGUGGACAAAGCCAGCAUUUGUUGUCUAUCCCUAGUUGUCCUUUAUCUGAGUGGAUUGCUUGAGUCACUUCAGAGGGCAGAUAAGAGUUAAUCACAUUGCUGUGAGUCAGGAGUCAUGAAGACCAAUCAUCUGGGCCUCUGGAUUACAGGCUCAGUGACAUCACCACUAUGCCAAAAUCUCCCAAAACAUAAACAAUCUUUUGUGACUGUUAAUAUCUGGGCACAAUUCAUUAUAUUAACAAUGAAAGGAAUCUGGGGCAAAUAAAUAGCUGAAUUAAAGGAAUUGAGGGUAUGGUUCGGAUAACGUCUUGAUAUAGAGGUACGGGAAGUCUUAAACAUAUGUAUUGUCCAAAGCAAAUCUUACACGUUGCUUCAACAGAGAUGUGAUGGCCAAGUGGUAUUAUCGCCAGACUGUUAAUCCAGAGACCAGGAUAACAUUCUGGGGACCCAGGUUCGAAUCCCACCACGGCAGAUGGUGGAAUUUGAAUUCCAUAAAUAUCUGGAAUUAAGAGUCUAAUGUUGACUUGCCGAUUGUCAAAAAAACCUAUCUGGUUCACCAAUGUCCUUUAGGGAAGGAAACUGCCAUCCUUACCUGGUCUGGCUACAUGUGACUCGAGAUCCACAGCAAUGUGUUUGAUUCUUAACUGCCCUCUUGGCAAUUAGGGAUGGACAAUAAAUGCUGCCCAGCCAGCGACACCCUCAUCCCGUGAAUGAAUAAAAUAAAACUAGCUAAAGUCAUUAAAAAAAUGUCAUAUGACCGACAUGGGCCGAAAGGCCUUAUCUGUGCGGUGGACUCUGACUCUAUAAUUUGACUUUCAUUUCUGCUACAGGAGAACUAAACUAUUAUCUUUGAACCUUUCAACAUUCAAAGAUCUACAUAUUUCAUGACAGCUCAUCAUUUCCAGGUUGAUUUUGCUGCCAGCCAAAUUUCUGAAGCCAAGUUAAAACUGAACAUAAAAACAUAGAUUGUAAGAGCAGGAGUAAACCAUUCAACCCUCCAAUAUGUUCAUGGCUGAAUCUGCACAGCAAGUGAAGUGGGCAACAAACUUUAGCCACAACGGAGACUAAACUAUUCCUUUGAGCAGCUUAAUUAGUGUCUGUUUACAUCCAAUCACUUCAGGAAAACAGAAUAUUGUAAAAAAAUCCAUGAACAAGUAGUUACAGUUGCUGUGAUCCUGACUUUUUGUCCUUGUUUGGGGCAGUUGGUAGAUAAACUCAGGGCUCAGUUAGCUACGGUGGCCAAAGGCUGGUUUACAAUGCAGACUGAUGCCAACAGCAUGGGUUCGAUUCCUGCAAUGGCUGAGGUUACCAUGAAGGACUCUCCUUCUCACCCUCUCCCCUCCCCUGAGGCAUGGUGACCCUCAGGUUAAACCACCACAGGUCAUCCGAGAGAGCAGCCCUCUGGGAUUACGGUGACUUUACAUCUUUAAUAGGUAGGCUCAUUAAAUCAAACCAACAUGUUGUAAAGUGGCAAUGAUACUGGGUAAACUAUUUCAGUAUUGAAUAGUUUCCUCUCAAUUUUUACAUGGCUGUUUGAUGAUCAGGUUAACAAACAAUGUAGAGAUUAGGCAACUGGAAUGUUAGUAGCAAUUAAGUGAAACUGUGGCAUCAGAAAGACUGUACAGUGUAAGAGGAAGAGAAAGUUGAAGGAUAUAAGGCUUUCCUGCAAAAUAAAUUAUUUGAAUAAAAGUGUGUAAUAAAUCAGAAACUGUGAAGAGAUGAGCAAGAGAAAGAAUAUGUAUGGUGUCUUAUUUGGAAAUUAGAGGGAAAGCUUUGCACUUGCAAUGACCAUUGUAAUAUUAAAAUGUCCACAGGAAGGAUCCACACUGAGAAAUUUAGAUUGGGAGUGAUAGUUCAGAAAUGGAUGGACAAUCAUAAAACUAUGUUUUUCUUGUGCCAUCUCCAGGAGUCUGAGGGAGGAAUAGAAAAUCGUUCUCAGAAAUAGAGAGCACUUUCCAGCCGAGGAUAAAUAGAUGUAUAGAGAGUUGAGCUGUCGAGAGAAAAAAACAUAUUAGAAUGUAUCCUAAUAUUGGAUAAGAUCUAGGGACUCAAAUUAAGAUCAGCACGAAUCUACAGAGAACUAGGUGGAUCUUUUUAAAAGAAGAUGAUUGUUGAACUUGCUAGAACUCUAACAAAACUGUCAUCAAAGGCUCUCCUGGAUCUAAAUGAAAUGGGUCAGGAGCAGCCAUGUGUCUGAGAGGCCAGUGAGUUAAAAACAGAGGAUCAGAUUUAGCAUAUGAGUUGUGUGGAAGCUGAAUAGCCAUGACAUCAUGUAUCUAUAUAAUGUUAAGAGUGUUGAGAAGUGCAUGGUGCCAGAUCCUAUCAAAAAGCUCGGAGACAACUAUGACAAUGGCAAAUGAAUUAUAAAAGAAUUCAAAAGAGCAGUUCCAGAGGUGUGUAACACAACCGAGAUGAUAAAUCAUGGGAAUAGCCAAUAAAAACCAAAGUGGCAUUUACGGACUAAGGAAAGCUUACAUAGUUUCUACAUCACUUUCAUGGUGGUCGAUAUUUAAUUUACUUUAAACCAUGCAAAGCAGAAAAGAUAUGGUAGACAUCUUGGUGAAAAGAUGGUUUGUGAUCAACAAAUGUCCAAUAGUAUGUGGGUGUGAGAGUUGUUUUUAAAGACCUUCUCAACAAGAUAGUUUUAUUCCAAAAUAUAGCUAUAAGAAUUCUUGUAUAGUUUUAUGUGUAGGGAGAUGGUCUCCACUUUUGGUUAUAAAAAUAACACAUUUUCUAGUUGAACUACUGGAACAAGGCAACAAAUAUAGCUGUAUAUGUUAUCUACUGCUCUUGAUGUGUAACCAUUUUCAUCUUUUUUACUAUUCACAUAAGCUAACGCAUACCUGUCAAUAUUUGAAGGACAGUUUACACUGUCUAAGAUGGCACCAAAGCUUGUGAUUUUCGUUACUUGCAAUGUUGUAAAUGAACUAUUUGAUAUCUGCACUCUGCUGCCAUUGUUCAGACCGUCCUUGCGAUUUCUGAUGCAAAUGUGACUUCCUUCCUUCGACCAUUUGGACCUUUGGCUGACAGUGAUUUUGAGGCUUCACCAGUGAGGGUAACAAGCUGAACUACAAAAUCAAAUUGUCUGCACUGACUUUGAAACAACCUUUGUUGAGUUUCUGACUUUAUUUUUGUUCGCGUGCUGGCACACCAGAUUUUACAAUCACUGUCCAGAAAUUAAAAUCGUAGUUGAUGCUCUGAGAUCUUCCCCUUUUGAUAUUGUCACUGUUUUAACCACUAUUAAUCACUUAGGGUGUUUAUGCCAAUAACCCAACAGUUUAUACCAUUUUUAACUUAUUCUCCCCCGCAGUGCUUAACCCGCAACUGUAACACUAAAAUCUACAGCUGUACUUUUCGAAUGACUGUCUUGCCUGUCUAUUCGAGCAUGACAAGCAGUGUGUAUUGGGCAAGUGGAGAAUGGAAUGGUUUUAAUUCUGUGAGAGUGUUGAUUGAUCCUGACAUUGCCUCAGGUGUUUGGGCAUUGUUCAAUGCAGUUGAUUCUACCUGAAUGUAUUGAUCAUA
Molecule: messenger RNA, 8979 nt
Organism: Stegostoma tigrinum
Lineage: Eukaryota; Metazoa; Chordata; Chondrichthyes; Orectolobiformes; Stegostomatidae
Gene: pex14
Product: peroxisomal biogenesis factor 14
Exons: 9
Coding region: 70-1173 (367 amino acids)
Biological process (GO): protein import into peroxisome matrix, docking
Cellular component (GO): peroxisomal membrane; peroxisomal importomer complex
Molecular function (GO): signaling receptor binding
Source: RefSeq, a predicted model, not a curated record